UCUUUACCGACACGUCCUUGUUUGUGCGUUUUAAUCAGCGAUUGGAAAAUAACAGGUACCCUGAUCCGUCCGCCUCUCGCACCCAGAUACACCCAGAAGGGACGUGGGGGGAAAAGAAAACCAACACAACCCCCUUCCUGACGCUCCGUGUGUGCGCUUCCCUGCGUGUUAUUGUGUGGUGUCACAGGCAGCGCACAGGGUAAAAACAGCCGGGUUGAAUCGCAACGUGUGUGUUGAGUGUCACCGCAGUCUGGCUGUAUUUUUCUAUGAAGCAGCCUGAUUUAAUGGGGCUGCCGUCAGCCAGUCUCCCCGCCUCUGGACGCAUCAAUUUAAUCCUUUAAAGAAGACUUUGUGGAUAUGGAAUGGUGCAUGCCGCUGGGCCAAGUUUUCAGCCUCUGAAAAACACCGGAAUCAUGGACAGUCAUCCGCUGUGUACCAGACUCUGUCCACACACUCUGGACAAAGAAGAUGGAGUGGAGAGGCAGGGUCCCGUCACUCUCAACCCUCGGCACAUGAGGAAGGCGUUCAAAGUCAUGAACGAACUGCGCAGCCAGAGCCUGUUGUGUGACGUGACCAUAGUAGCGGAGGACGUGGAGAUCUCUGCUCACAGGGUGGUGCUGGCUGCAGGGAGUCCUUACUUUCACGCUAUGUUCACAGGUGAGAUGGCAGAGAGCAGGGCAAAGCGAGUGAGGAUAAAGGAGAUGGACGGCUGGACUUUGGGCCUGCUGGUGGACUACAUUUACACAGCAGAGAUACAGGUCACAGAGGAGAAUGUGCAGGCAUUGCUUCCUGCGGCGGGCCUGCUCCAGCUGAACGAGGUGAAAAAAGCUUGUUGUGAGUUCCUGAGCUCUCAGCUUCAUCCGUCCAACUGUCUGGGAAUACGAGCGUUCGCUGAUCUGCACGCCUGCUCUCAGCUCCUCACACAAGCCAACAGCUAUGCAGAGCAACAUUUCACUGAGGUGGUUGGGAGUGAAGAGUUUCUCAACCUGGGAAUGGAGCAGGUGUCCAGUCUGAUCGCCAGCGACAAGCUCACCAUCCCCACAGAGGAGAAGGUAUUUGAGGCAGUGAUAGCCUGGGUGAACCAUGAUAAAGAUGUCCGACAGGAACACUUGGCUCACCUGAUGGAACAUGUUCGUCUGCCGCUUCUCUCAAGAGAAUAUCUGGUGCAGCGGGUGGAGGAGGAGUCUCUGAUUAAAAACAGCAGUGCGUGUAAAGACUACCUGAUCGAAGCCAUGAAGUAUCACCUGCUGCCAGCUGACCAGAGAGCCCUGAUGAAAACUGCACGCACACGCAUGAGGACCCCCGCCUGCUGUCCCAAGGUGAUGGUCGUGGUUGGAGGCCAGGCUCCGAAGGCGAUCCGAAGUGUGGAGUGUUACGACUUUGAGGAGCAGAGAUGGUACCAGGUGGCUGAGCUCCCGACCAGGAGAUGCAGAGCAGGUGUGGUGUAUGUAGGCGGCUGUGUUUACGCUGUUGGUGGUUUCAAUGGUUCUCUUCGUGUGCGGACGGUCGACUGUUACGACCCCAUGAUGGAUCGCUGGACAAGUGUGAGCAGCAUGCAGGAUCGGAGAUCAACACUAGGGGCCGCUGUGCUUAACGGGCUGCUAUAUGCUGUGGGCGGGUUCGACGGCAGCACAGGUCUGUCGACAGUCGAAGCAUACAACGCUAAAACAGACGAGUGGUUCCAUGUGUCACCCAUGAGUACCAGACGCAGCAGUGUAGGAGUGGGUGUUGUUAAUGGAAUCCUGUAUGCAGUAGGAGGUUAUGACGGUGCAACCAGGCAAUGUCUGAGUACAGUAGAAGCUUACAACCCUAAAAGUAACACGUGGAGCUACAUCGCAGAAAUGGGCACAAGACGUAGCGGAGCAGGUGUAGGAGUGUUAAAAGGUUUACUGUAUGCUGUGGGGGGUCACGACGGUCCCCUAGUAAGGAAGAGCUGUGAAGUUUACGAUCCAGCCUCCAACAGCUGGCGGCAGGUAGCUGACAUGAACAUGUGUCGACGUAAUGCAGGUGUGUGUGCUGUAAAUAAUGUACUCUAUGUGGUGGGAGGAGACGAUGGCAGCUGUAAUUUGGCCUCUGUGGAGUAUUACAAUCCAAACUCGGACAAGUGGACGCUACUGCCAACCUGCAUGAGCACAGGUCGCAGUUAUGCAGGUGUGACUACGAUCGACAAGCCUUUAUGACUGCACUUCACACCUGCCGCUGACUCUGAGCAGAGCGUAUUCUCCUGCUAAAUACUGAUCUUGGAUCUGUCUAUGAUGCCAAUGCUUCGAUGUUGGGCAGCAUUAGCACAGGCACUGAGGAAGAUGAAGACAAAUGACAAGAUUGUUGUUGUUUAUGAGGAAGAGGAUGGAGAUUUUUGCACUUAACCUGCAGGAAAGGAGGGUGUAACAAACAAGAGGGGGGAUCGAACCCGUGUUUUAACUCCCUCCUGGCAGGACUGCCGCAGCGACUGUACCACUGCAGUGUCACUGUAACACUACUGAUAUGAAGCUACUACAACUGCAAAGUUACCUUGACUCUAGUAAUGCUAACAUGAACCAGCGAGGAGAGGACGGCAGAGAAAGACCACUGGGGACUGUAAAUCUUUGUUUCUCCUUCGUUUUUAUCCUCCUGAAAAGUGUCUCAGAUCGAGUGUGUGUGUGUGUGUGUGUGUGUGUGUGUGUGUGUGUGUGUGUGUGUGUGUGUGUGUGUGUGUGUGUGUGUGUGUGUGUGUGUGUGUGUGUGUGUGUGUGUGUGUGUGUGUGUGUGUGUGUGCGCGCGCUUGCAUUUAAAAGGUGCUCCUUUGCUUGCACAUGUGAGCAUGCUUGUUUGUGUGCAUCUGAGUUCCUCUGUGGUGGUUCAACACCGCAUGAAUGCACUCUGUCUGACCUCUGACCUUUUUACAGUGUUGCAGUGUGCCUGAAUGUCACAUUACACCCCUGCCUUCCCUUGUUUCUUCUCCUGUGUAACGCCUCAAGUACUGUGUGUGGACAGAGCACAGCUGGACUCUGUUCUUGGUGUACGUUUGAGGACUGAUGUUACAUGUGUUGGUUGCAGCCGGCUUUGUGAGAAGGAGUUACAGAAAAAGGACAUUUCUUCAAAAAAAGAAAAGCUACUUUCACUGGAAUAAACCCCUCUGGUAAAGGAGAAGAAUCAUUCAUGUUGCCAAAAAAAAAGUGACUGAAGGAGGGAGAAGCUGUUUGAGAUAAAACAGUUGGAUGUCUAAGUGCUUUACUGUCACCCGGCAGCCAUCUUUGCUGUGGUUGUAAUCACUAACGACAGCCUGAACUCACUGCAUGGUCCCCGAUUCCCUCUUCUCCUUUUGGUGUAGCAACCCUGUUAUCUACUGCACACCCUGACGUACUAUGAAUGUGCCAAUUUUAAUAUGUCUCUUUAUUUCUGUCUCUCUUCUUUACUUCUCUGCUAAUCUGUUCUCUCUCUCUCUUUCUGGAAAGUGACCAAACCUGCUCUUGUAUUUCUUUUUCUUCAGUCUUUUUCUCUUUUCCUCUCCUAUAUUGAAAAAAAGUCUGCUAUAAUAUUAACUGGUAUCGCUGUUUCUUGUCAGUGUAUUGAGGAAUGUCACGUAGGCUAAUGACUUUGCAAAUGUUUCAUUACUUGUUUUAUAUUAUCAUUAAUAAAUAUGCUUCUUGUAUUUAAAGCUGUGAAAUGAUAUAAUCUGUUUUUAAAACUUUGCCAAAUCAGUAAAACAUUGAAAUGGAAAAA
This is a messenger RNA of Notolabrus celidotus (New Zealand spotty), 3702 nucleotides long. RefSeq names its product kelch-like family member 2 (gene klhl2). The coding region runs from base 363 to 2180 and encodes 605 amino acids. The record is from RefSeq and is a predicted model, not a curated record. Lineage: Eukaryota; Metazoa; Chordata; Actinopteri; Labriformes; Labridae. Gene Ontology annotation, molecular function: protein binding. The transcript is spliced from 15 exons.